Molecule: messenger RNA, 1214 nt
Organism: Caenorhabditis auriculariae
Lineage: Eukaryota; Metazoa; Nematoda; Chromadorea; Rhabditida; Rhabditidae
Source: the annotation of a GenBank genome assembly
AUGCUGACAACAGUCCGCCUAUUCCACUACCGAUUGUUGGCCGUUCUGCCCAGAAAACAGUACGCGAACAGAAAUUCAACGUUUCUCGGGGAAUUUUUACUUCACGGAGCGAUUUAUUUGACAGUUUUCGUCGCGUCUCCGAUUCAAGCUAUUCUUUUAUUGAAUACGGAUCAGAAUGUCCUCGGAUUGGCUAUUAAGAAGGUGAGACCAACUUGCAUUUCAUUCAAAAACUAGUUUGAGACAAAAAAAUUAGUAAAUUUGUUUUUUUAUGAAAUUGAACGUAAUAUGAGCUCACGUCAAAAUUUUUUUGAUUUUCUGAAUUUUCACUUUAUUGGAAGAGUUAAGUGAAAUUGAUCUACGAUUCGAACUUUUUUUAAAAACCUAUAUAGAAUACCUGUUUUAACAUCAAAAUGGCCAUAUUCGGUUUGAAAAAGUUGUACGGGACGAAAAUAUACACAUUAACAAUUAAAAAAACUUCCACACUUUAAGAAGUCUAGUUGAACCUUAUUUUGUCGAGGUUUCAGCUUCAGGUUAGCCUCAGCUGAAAUUAUCAUUUCUUGAUAAGACUGGUUCCAGUUUUUGACGCUGAUUCCGAAUUCGGUCUUUUUUUUGUGAAACCGCAAACUAAAAAAAUGUGAACGAACUUAUAGAGAAUUUUAAACAUUGCACUAAAAAUUACCUCUUUUUGUCAAGAUCAUUUUUUUAUAUUAUUAUAAUUAACGAAAAACAGGAACACUAUCAAUCGAAAAAACUUCCCCAUCUUAAGAAGUCUAGCUGAAACUUACUUUGCAGAGGUUUUUGCUUUAGCCUUAACCUUAUGUCAGCUGGAAUUGUCCUUUCUUGAUAAGACUGGUUCCAGUUUUUGACGCCGAUUCCGAAUCAGGCCUAUUUUGUAAAGCUUGAAGUAGGUACUUGUAUCCCGUCUCGAUUGUCCUAUGAUAGAUUCUUCCAUUUAUCUCCCUCUUCAGAACUACGGAGAAUGUCUGCCUCCCAACCUGACCGACCCUUUUUUCUACGUUAUCGACUGCGACGAUGAAGGCGUCAAAAUUUUCGCAGCCCUACACAUUGGAAUAUUCGUCGUCUGCAGUAUUUGCUGCAUCGGCUUCAUUUUCGCCGCCUUCGUUCUACUCAAACAGUAUUCCCGACAACUUUCCGCCCAAGCCACUCGAAAUCAUCACGCCUUCUUAUUAUCCCUUUUUCUGCAGGUAACUUAA